Messenger RNA from Contarinia nasturtii (swede midge), 1205 nucleotides. Its product is annotated as glycolipid transfer protein. The transcript has 6 exons. Gene Ontology annotation, molecular function: ceramide 1-phosphate transfer activity; ceramide 1-phosphate binding. NCBI's taxonomy places the organism in Eukaryota, Metazoa, Arthropoda, Insecta, Diptera, Cecidomyiidae. Gene Ontology annotation, biological process: intermembrane lipid transfer; ceramide transport. The record is from RefSeq and is a predicted model, not a curated record. Bases 210 to 806 code for a protein of 198 amino acids. Gene Ontology annotation, cellular component: cytoplasm; cytosol; membrane.
GGAGCACGACACGUUCGUUUCGGGUGGUGUUGUUUCAUUUGCAGUUGAAUUCAAUGUAUAAUCGACGGUGCGCGGUAACAUUCCCAAUUCAGACGUCGAAACAGAGUGUUGUGUAGUUGUUCAAAAUUGUUAUAUAUCAAGUUGGUUUGGUGGUUUAAAUUUUCAUUCGGAUAUCAGAGCAAACAGAAGAUUCAAACGAAACGAAAGAAAUGAAUGGUAAAAUGGGAAAAACUGAACAGCCACGCAUUAUGUUCACGCAACUACAGGGAUUUCAAGCAAUCGACGAACAGGGCAAAGUUAAAACCAUACUAUUUUUAAAUGCAGCCCGUGAAAUUGUAAGCAUUAUCGAGAGCUUUGGCAAGCUUUUCAAACCUGUUGUUUAUGAUAUGAAUGGAAAUAUCGAUAAACUAUUUAAAAUUUACGUACAAAAUGAAAUUGACUAUAUGUUUCUGGACGAUAUGCUCAAAUCCAAUGAAGACAAAGUACAAAUUUGUGCCAGAGAUGCAUUGACAUGGCUUAAAAGAGCGCUCGAAAUGAUCGAAAAAUUCUUUUCAUACGUUGUCGCAGAUAAAAAUUGCGAAGAAAAUCUGAAAAAGCAUAUUGAAGCUGCUUAUGCAGUGACUCUAAAGCAAUACCAUAGCUGGCUCAUCCAAAAAUCUUUUUCGCUCAUCUACACUGUGUUACCAAAUCGCUCGCAAUUGAUUGGCACCGGUGACGUUCAUCGCGAGAAUGUGCAAGCACUGGACCAGUUCUUGGAAUCAAUGCGAGUUCACUUGUCCGAAGUCAAUUUGAUGAUUUGCAAUUAGUUCUAAUCUCACGAUAUCGACGAUCCAUUGUGCGAAUGUUUUUCAUUUCAGAUAAUUUUAUUUUUGUUACCAUGAUUAAUUUUAUUUAUGUGUGAUUGUCUAUCGAUUUUUAUUACUUUGCUCGAUUAACAUUAGAAUAUGGAAUUGUUGUGCCUUUAAACGGGUCAUGCGUCGCAUUGAAAUGUAGCCAAUAACGAUUUCAAAGAAUAUCAAAGCUGCGACCAACAGCUGCAAAUAGAUCUGAAGCCAAAACACUUUCGCUUUAUGCACGAUAUAGAAAAAGAAAAUUGCAAUUGGUUGCUGUAUGAAUAGCGAUAGAAUUAAGAAUCCAGCAAAAUCGGCAAUCUGUUAAAGAAUGUAAUGUGUUUGAAAAUAAAUGAAUAUCACAACAAAUUGAAA